Molecule: messenger RNA, 888 nt
Organism: Paramuricea clavata
Lineage: Eukaryota; Metazoa; Cnidaria; Anthozoa; Malacalcyonacea; Plexauridae
Source: the annotation of a GenBank genome assembly
AUGCAAGACUCAGAUUCGCAUUCCGUGUCUGGAACAGAGAGAAAAUUAGAUUGCUCGUCGACACUUCCUGAUGAAAUAUUAGAGAAAAUAUUUUUUGAGCUUCCGCUUUAUGAUGUUAUGAAACUGAGCUUGGUAUGUAAGCGCUGGAAUGUUGUGUCUCGUUCAAAUUCGGUGUGGCAAAAAUUUGUACCCAGGAACUGUGGAAUACAUUUGCCCAAGGCAGAUACCCAGUAUGGCGUGUUUCGAAAGCUUUGGAUGAAUAGUCUCCAAAUCGGGACGGAGCGAUGGUUUCCUAACCCGUUGCCGGAUUUGGUGGAUUACGACACUGCACUCCGAGAAGAGGAACGCGAGGAAAGUGGCGAAAUGGUGGAAUCAAAGUGUGUGCUUUAUCUUCGUUUGAACCAAGAAUAUCCACUCACUACUGAUGGGCUAAACAGAGACGACUCUGUUAUGGUGGAAACGGUUCAAGCUAUUUUCGAUGAAUUCGGACACGUGCAAGAUUUGCAGGUCAACCCCUUGAUACACGAUGCAAAAUCUGCCAUGGAAUGCUCUUGCUUCCCAGAUAAGAAAUUUGCAAUGGGGCUGGUAUUACACUGUCUUGAGUCACAACAUUUCUUAGAAUUCAAGAGAGAUCCUGAUAGAGACGAUCCAGAGUUAGAUGAAGAAGGAUAUCGAGUAAAGAUGCAGGACGAUCAGAAAAUAAACCGUUUGGAUGACAAACUGUUCAAUCAAAUAAGAACUAUACUUGUUGGUAAAAAUAAUCGCCUUGUUUGUUAUGAUCUGAAUGACGGCUGUUAUGGUAAUACUUUUACGUAUGCAAGGCACUUGGUACUUAGUGACACGGCUGCAGUUUAUUGUGUGGAAUAUUAUGAAACCUUCUUUGACUAA